UCAUAUUUAAAGACAAAAGUAUACGAACUCUUCGAGCACUACGCAAAUCGCAUCUACAAGCGGCGCGUGUGAGAGAGAUGGCUAUGAACAGUUCCGCAUUUAAGAUAAUCUUGGGUUCGUCAUCGAUGGCUCGCCGACAAAUUUUAGCCGAGAUGGGGUAUGAGUUCGCAAUAAUGACUGCAGACAUAGAUGAGAAAGUUAUUAGGAAGGAAAAGCCAGAAGAUUUGGUAAUGGCUCUAGCCGAAGCGAAGGCAGAUGCCAUUGUAUCAAGGCUCCAAAGUACUGAUCAAUUUAAGGAGGAUGCUCACGCAACACUGUUAAUUACUGCAGAUACAGUGGUGGUGUAUGAAGGGAUAAUCAGGGAAAAACCAUCAAGCAAGGAAGAAGCACGGGAGUUUAUCAAAGGAUAUUCUGGCGGUCAGGCAGCUGUGGUAGGAUCUGUUCUUGUAACCAAUCUUAAGACUGGAAAAAGAAAAGGUGGAUGGGACAGAGCAGAGGUUUAUUUUUAUAACAUACCAGAUGAGGCCAUUGAUAGCCUGAUCCACGAGGGAAUUACACUCAAUGUUGCUGGGGGUUUGAUGCUGGAACAUCCAAUGACAUUGCCUUUUGUGGAAGCAGUGGUGGGGACUACUGAUACCGUGAUGGGACUUCCUAUAGCUCUCACAGAAAAAUUCAUACGGGAAGCCCUAUAGAUGCUGUGGUCAUAUCAACACGGUUCUAUUCAAAACCCUUCACAUGAGCUGAAUCUGUUUUUCAUCCAUUAUUUCAAAGCUGUGGACUUUAACAACUGAUUGUUGCUUAUCAAUUUUUUAGCCAAGUUCUAUUUAAUUUUUUUUAAAUUUGAACACACUGGGCCUUAUUACUUCCUCAUUUUAAACCUACCUAUUCCGAUCACGAUUGCUCAGCAUAUUCAUGAUGAUGAUGACUCCUACAUCAGUAACAGUUUGUCUAAAUAUUGCAGCAGAUAUAGCGCAUCAUACCUUUACUUAACCAUACAUGGUCUUCAUCUCCCCUCAAAAACUUCUCUGGUCUCAUUGGCCAAUGCCGAGAGGUCACGGUCUACCAUUGGUCCCUCAAUUCUUGGUGCUUGAAAUCAGGGUUUUGACUUGGGUAAUGACUAGGAUUUUGGUUUUUCUCAUUUUCAGAGGAUGAAUCAGAGGUUGAAUAAAAUCUGGGUUUUCCUCUAGAAAACCAAUAAAGGUCAAAACUGUUGAACUUGAUACUAGAACUUGAACAUGGCCGUAUCAAAAAAUUCGAACUAGUGGGUUUUGUACCAACCAAAGCUCGGUGCUUGAACUUAUGGGUUUUCCAAGGACUUAGAGGUAAGCUGUAUGUGAGUUUUUCAUUUGGUGUGGAAGACGGUGUGGAUGGUGUUGUAGGGUGGCGUUUGGCGGUGGGAAGGGUGCCAUUGGCCUGGCUGGUGGCGGUGAGAUUUUUGUCUUGAGAGAAUUGGGAGAUGAUGGGGAGUUUUUUGUUUUUGUUUAUUUUUUUGUUUGGGCCGAUGAGUGAUAGAGGUGGUUUAGGGUGUUUCUAUAAAAUUCAUUUUUGUUGUUUCAUGCUAUAUGUCAUCCUCUUAUUGGAGGGUACAAAAAACUUAAUUUGUACUAAGACUAAAAGUUAUUCUCAAUUCUAAGAGCAUAUCUCAUGAUGUGUAAGAAUUCCACAACUACAAGGAUGAAAGUUUCAACUACGACAAAGCAUAGAAACUUUAUUCCAUUUGUGUAAGAUUGCAUUUUUGGCCACGAACUCAGCCAUAGUCCGGUGAACGGUGAUAAAUGAGGCUAUUUCUUGGCUAGUGGGUUUUUAAUACAUUACUUAUCAUUCUAGCAACUACGGAACGUUAUUCAGGAAGUCUUUCUUUAUUUAACAAAGAAGCAGUUAUACGAAAACUA
This is a messenger RNA of Corylus avellana, 1892 nucleotides long. RefSeq lists its product as uncharacterized. Gene Ontology annotation, molecular function: nucleoside triphosphate diphosphatase activity. The record is from RefSeq and is a predicted model, not a curated record. NCBI's taxonomy places the organism in Eukaryota, Viridiplantae, Streptophyta, Magnoliopsida, Fagales, Betulaceae.